This is a messenger RNA of Tachyglossus aculeatus (Australian echidna), 1795 nucleotides long. RefSeq names its product CCAAT enhancer binding protein alpha (gene CEBPA). Lineage: Eukaryota; Metazoa; Chordata; Mammalia; Monotremata; Tachyglossidae. Gene Ontology annotation, biological process: regulation of transcription by RNA polymerase II; DNA-templated transcription; myeloid cell differentiation. Gene Ontology annotation, molecular function: DNA-binding transcription factor activity, RNA polymerase II-specific; RNA polymerase II cis-regulatory region sequence-specific DNA binding. The record is from RefSeq and is a predicted model, not a curated record.
CUUCGUCCCCGCCGGCCCGGGCCGGGGCGCGGGGGUCCCUCGCCCCCGCCGCCGCCGCCGCUCGCCAUGCCGACCAGCCUGUAGCCGCCCCAUGGAGCCAGCCAACUUCUACGAGGUCGAGCCCCGGCCCCCGAUGAGCGGCCCCCCCCGGGCCUGCAGAGCCCCCCCCCCGCGCCAGCCCAGCGGCGUCGCCUUCGGCUACCCCCGGGAGGCGGCCCCGGCCCAGCCCCCGGCCCACGCCGCCCAGGCCGAGCAGCUGGGCGACAUCUGCGACAACGAGAACUCCAUCGACAUCAGCGCCUACAUCGACCCGGCCGCCUUCAACGACGAGUUCCUGGCGGACCUGUUCCAGCACAGCAAGCAGCAGGAGAAAGCCAAGGCCAUCCUGGCCGGGGGCGAGUUCGACUACCCGGGCCACGCGCACCUGGCGGGCCACGCCAUGCACGGGGGCCCGCACGGGGGCCCGCCCGGGGGCCCGCCCGGGGGGCACCCGCAGAUCUACGGCUGCCUGGCCGCCGGCUACCUGGACGGCAAGCUGGACCCCCUGUACGAGCGCGUCCCGGCGCCCGGCCUGCGCCCCUUGGUCAUCAAGCAGGAGCCCCGGGAGGAGGACGACGCCAAGCAGGCCGCCCUGGCCGCCCUCUACCCCUACCCGGCGCCCCCGCAGCCGGCCCCGCAGCCGCCCCCGCCGCCGCCGCCGCCCCCGCAGCCGCCCCCGCACCACCCGCCCCACCCGCACCCGGCCUCGCACCUCCAGUACCAGAUCGCCCACUGCGCCCAGACCACCAUGCACCUGCAGCCCGGGCACCCCACGCCCCCGCCCACCCCCGUGCCCAGCCCCCACCACCACCACCACCCGCACCCGCACCCCCAGCACCAGAACGGCCUGCCCCCCGGGGGGGGACUCAAGCUGAUGCCCACGGACCACCGGGGCAAGUCGAAAAAGUCCGUGGACAAGAGCAGCAGCGAGUACCGCGUGCGCCGCGAGCGCAACAACAUCGCGGUGCGCAAGAGCCGGGACAAGGCCAAGCAGCGCAAUGUGGAGACCCAGCAGAAAGUGCUGGAGCUCACCAAUGACAAUGACCGGCUGCGGAAGCGGGUGGAGCAGCUCACCCGGGAGCUGGACACGCUGCGGGGCAUCUUCCGCCAGCUGCCCGAGAGUUCCCUGGUCAAAGCCAUGGGCAACUGCGCCUGAGACACCCCCCUCGCCCUCCCCUCCACGGCUAGCGCUCGCUCGGGGAGCUGCGCGGAGGAGGUUGGGGAGUGGGGGGGGGGGCGGGGGGCGUGGAAAGAGAGGGUUUGCUUCUUUCCAUCUUUCUUUCUUUCUUUUUGGUCAUCGUUUUGGAGCCGACUGAAUCCGGGACGGCCCGAGACAGAACAAGGACCGUCUGCUGCCCUUAUCCGACCACCUGCUGGGUUGGGUGCCGCCGUCCCCCUCCCCGUCUCCUCCCCCACCCGACCUUUCUCUUCCCCAUCCUCUCCGCCCUCCCCAGACCUCGAACUUCUCUCUCUCUCUCUCUCUCUCUCUCUCUCUCUCUCUCUCUCUCUCUCUCUCUCUCUCUGCGUCUCGGAUUUGGGUUUGUGUUCGGUUCUCUCUUUCUUGCUGAUUGGGAGGCUGAGAAGAGGAGGAGGAGGGGGAGAAAGAAAGGGUUAAAAGGGGGGGAGGAAAAGAGGGAACCCCAGAAGCCAGGCAGCUGUAGUAUUAAAUCAACCCGUGCCUUAUGAGCGGCCCGUAUAAGCUGAAACUCGAGUGUUCCAAGUAUCUACAAGGAUAGAGCAAGCAAACCAUGUUGUG